CUGACCUGAGCAUGGAGAUCCGUCAGUGCCACUAUACAAGUACAAUAACAGGACAGCGAUUCCGGGCCAUGGCAACUUCACUACACAUUGGCGAUAAGGCAGACCACCCAGCUAUCUCGCGAGCAGAAAGGGGUAGGUCGAGGUCUCAAGCUGCGGUUCCUUCGUACCGUCCCCCGCAGAUCAGGAAGAAUCAGCCCACCUCAAGGAUCUGAAACAGACAUACAGUCUCACGCGUCCUUUCGAGCGAGAAUGGUGCUCUCCGUGGUCGUGGCGCUCAUAACAUGCCCGGCAAUGCUGGCGACGGCGGAGGCGAUUCGCCAGGGCCAGUCAAAGGAUAGGCGAGAAGAACACCGCGCCCGGCGGUGCAACCUGGUCGCGACAUGCGUGAAGGCAUCAAGCAGAAGUCAAGAGAUCGAUGGUCGACGCAUCAUUUUGCGGGAUCAGAAACUCUACGUCGACAAGCUAGUCACAAAAUCGAAGGGUCUUGGUAGUGACGAUGAUCACGAUCAUGAUGACGACGAAGAAGAUACAGAGCAGACAUGCCUCGGGCAUCCGUUUGCGGGGUAUUUCCUCCCGUAUCCCGACACAAAGUACGAAGGCGUCGUCUCGACAAUCUCCGAUAUCCCGCCUAUAUUGAACUGGAUCUACGUCGACAGGGACACCUACGAAGUCAAAUACGGCCUCCGGGUAGAUGCCCAGCCCCAUGUAACAGGGCCGUGGAAUUGUACUAGGCAAGACCGCCGGAUGACCCUCGAGGGGUGGGAAGGCUUUGUGGUCGUGGAAGAAGAGCCUGGACUGUGGGCUCUCUAUUUUGAUCGUGAUGAUGAUGGCCUGCGAGCAAAGAUCCCCCAGGGAACUAGGGUAUUGGAGGUUGAAUUGUGGAGGAGGGAGAAGAGAUGGAAAAGAGACCCGGUUCUGCGGCAACAGGAGCAAGCAAAACAAACCACCUGAGGUAGCGGGUAGACGUACAGAGGUAGUCUCGUGUACACAGAGUGGGCUUUGGAUCUUGAUUGUCUAUCCCAGGCUCCCAAAACUGCAUAGACCGCCACUUGGAGUACAUAGUCGUAAAGAUGGUUCAAAUUGAUCUGAAGCG
Molecule: messenger RNA, 1093 nt
Organism: Cladophialophora immunda
Lineage: Eukaryota; Fungi; Ascomycota; Eurotiomycetes; Chaetothyriales; Herpotrichiellaceae
Exons: 2
Coding region: 250-951 (233 amino acids)
Source: RefSeq, a predicted model, not a curated record